CUAAGUUGGAAUGUACCUGAAGUACAGAUAAAAAUCAGUUUGCAUCUACUGAAAAGGGAGGGAAACAUACAAAUUGUUUAUUACAAACAAAAAGAGCUAAAGUAACAGGCUCAGAGAAAUGAAGUUAAAAGGAUUAGAUGUAGUCCCUGAAUAGAAGUGAAAGUCCAACGUAGAUGCACUAAAAUGGCUUCAGAGCGGCCCUGCCCGGCAGAUGACUUCAGUAUCUACUAUGUCCUCGCAGAGUGCACAGAUCACUAUGACAGCUCUCCAGUCAAGGAGGUGGAGGAGAACCAGCCCCAUUCCCAGGGAGUGACAGGCCUGCGGAACUUGGGCAACACGUGUUACAUGAACGCCAUUCUCCAGUGUCUCUGCAGCAUUUCACCGCUGGUGGAAUACUUUCUCUCGGGAAAGUACAUUACUGCUCUUCAAAAGGAUUGCAGUGAGGUUGCCACUGCCUUUGCCUACGUGAUGACAGAUAUGUGGCUUGGAGACUCAGAAUGCGUCUCGCCAGAAAUAUUUCGGUCAGCUUUUGGCAACCUCUACCCAGCAUUCAUGAAAAAAACGCAACAAGAUGCCCAGGAAUUCUUGAUUUAUGUCCUGAAUGAGCUUCAUGAAUCUCUGAAAAAGUGCCAUCGAAAAUCAUAUGAAAAAGGAUCUAUUCCAAGGUGCUGCAGGAAGACAAUUGCCAAUGAGGUCUCCAUCAUCACCCAGCUGUUUGAAGGGCAGCUCAACUAUAGCAUCAUGUGUUUGAAGUGUGAGAACUGCACCUACAAGAAUGAAGUCUUCACCAUUCUUUGCCUCCCCAUUCCAUCUGAUUAUGAGUGCUCUCUUCAGGACUGUCUCCAGUGUUUUUUUCAACAAGAUACACUGACCUGGCAUAACCAAAUCCACUGUUCAUUCUGUGAAACCAAGCAAGAAACAGCAGUGAGGGCCAGUAUUUCCAAAGCACCAAAAGUAAUUAUCUUUCACUUAAAAAGAUUUGACAUUCUGGGUACAAUGAAAAGAAAACUAAGGACAGAUAUUCAUUAUCCACUCACAAACUUGGACCUUAGUCCUUAUAUUUGUCCAGUUUUUCGGAAACACCCUAAAUAUAACCUCUGUGCGGUUGUGAACCACUUUGGUGACCUGGAUGGUGGCCACUACACUGCUUUCUGCAAGAACUCAGUGACCCAGGCCUGGUAUAGCUUUGAUGACACACGAGUCAGUGAGAUUCCAGAUACUUCAGUGCAAACUGCUACGGCCUAUCUCCUGUUCUACAGUUGCCAGCCCUUUUCUAUACCUAUAAAAAAAUGCAAGAGCUAGGAAAAUGGUGCAAAACUGCAGAACUGAAAACUGCAAAACAAGCAAUCAGAAACUGGUACUUCAGGUUUGCUUUGUCAUUAAACUCUUGCAAUUUACUUACAUCCAA
Molecule: messenger RNA, 1408 nt
Organism: Leopardus geoffroyi (Geoffroy's cat)
Lineage: Eukaryota; Metazoa; Chordata; Mammalia; Carnivora; Felidae
Gene: USP50
Product: ubiquitin specific peptidase 50
Exons: 7
Coding region: 184-1302 (372 amino acids)
Biological process (GO): Ras protein signal transduction; protein K48-linked deubiquitination; protein K63-linked deubiquitination
Cellular component (GO): midbody; cytosol; dendritic spine
Molecular function (GO): cysteine-type deubiquitinase activity
Source: RefSeq, a predicted model, not a curated record